Cheilinus undulatus (humphead wrasse) is the source of this 798-nucleotide messenger RNA. RefSeq names its product neuropeptide B-like. The record is from RefSeq and is a predicted model, not a curated record. Lineage: Eukaryota; Metazoa; Chordata; Actinopteri; Labriformes; Labridae. Gene Ontology annotation, biological process: G protein-coupled receptor signaling pathway; feeding behavior. Gene Ontology annotation, molecular function: G protein-coupled receptor binding. The coding region runs from base 31 to 420 and encodes 129 amino acids. The transcript is spliced from 2 exons.
ACCAGCCAGGAUCAAGCUGCAGUGUUCGACAUGGAGGUGUGUGCUAAACUCGUGUUCCCCAUCGUGAUCAUCUCCCUGCUGCACGCUCACAGUCCGGUUGACGCAUGGUACAAGCAGGUGGCCGGUCCGACCUACUACUCGGUGGGCAGAGCGUCCGGCUUGUUGUCCGGUAUCCGGAGGUCACCGUACACCAGGAGGGCGGAGCGGACAGUGGAACCACCAGACAGCAGGGAGGCAGUGAGCAAUAGCGUGCUAGAUGGCUUAACACCGGAGAAUUUCCUCCUAAAGACCAUGUCUGUUUGUUUCAAGGACAUUAAACCCGACCUGCAGAGCUGUGAACUCCAGGAACUCAAAGGGUCAUUUAGGUGCCAAGCAGAAGUCUUCCUCUCUCUGGACUCCUCAGACUGUGCAGAAAACUGAGUAGAGAAGCAGACCAAGAGCCCUUCUAUGAAAUGUUUAUUUAAAAACGGUGCAUUGAAAAGUAUUCGUUAAAAUCUAGUUAAAUACUGUGAUACAUAAGCUUUAAUUAAAAUUUGAUUUUACCAUUUUAAAAGUGUUUAUUGGUUCUGUGAUUUACUUGUCUUAAAACUUUAAACUGUUAUGUUGAUGUACAUUUUUAAGUUCUAAUUUUACAUGAAUAAAUUUGUCAUAUUGCAGCCUUUUGUUGGAAUUAAUAUAUGAAAGUCUCGAUUCAUUUGUCUCAUCUACAUCAGUGAAGUUACUUGAAAGGAAAACAACUUGUGCAAUGUCUUUGGUAAACUGAUAUCAGAUUUAAUCAAAGAAGACAUUUACUUAUGG